Molecule: messenger RNA, 4839 nt
Organism: Callithrix jacchus (white-tufted-ear marmoset)
Lineage: Eukaryota; Metazoa; Chordata; Mammalia; Primates; Cebidae
Source: RefSeq, a predicted model, not a curated record
GUUGGUACAAGCCUGUAGUCUCAGGUACUCAGGGAGGUGAGGCAGGAGAAUCACCUGAUCCCAAGAGGUUGAGGCUGCCGUGAGCCAUGAUGGCACCACUGCAUUCCAGCCUUGGUAUCAGAGUGAUAACCCUGUCUCUCUCUCUCUCUCUCUUUCUCUCUCUCUCUCUCUCUCACACACACACACACACACACACACACACAAUCAUUGUACACUUAAAAUGGGUAGAUUUUAGUUUGUAAAUUACACCUUUAUAAAGCUGUUAAUUUUUAAAUUAUUUUUAAUUUUUUUUUUUUCUUUUUUUGAGACAGAGUUUUGCUGUUUUUACCUAGGCUGGAGUGCAAUGACGCAAUCUCAGCUCACCACAACCUCCACCUCUCAGGUUCAAGUGAUUCUCCUGCCUCAGCCUCCCAAGUAGCUGGGAUUCCAGGCUCCCGCUAUGGUGCCUGGCUAAUUUUUUGUAUUUUUAGUACAGAUGGGGUUUCAUUAUGUUGUUUAGGCUGGUCUGAAAGUCGUGAUUUCAUGUGAUCCACCCAUCUCGGCCUCCCAAAGUGCUAGGAUUACAGACACGAGCCAGGCAGUUUUUUUAAGUUCUAAAAUUAUACUAUUUGCCCCUAGCACCAAGAUUGUAGUCUCAAAAUACCGUUGCCCAAUGAAAGGAAACAAGGCUUCCUGGACAAAGUGCUGAUUUCAGGUCUAGGCCAGAAAUGUGUAAGGAGCCUGGAACAUACUAUCACUCUGGAUAGCAAAGAAUCUAUCAAAGAUUAUUAGGAUGAUUUCAACAUGUCCGAAGGGCCAAUCUGAAGGGCCUCCUUCUAACCAAAGAUAGGACAUUUUGUACAUUAGUAAGGAUAAUAGUUGCAGUGAAUUGAGAUAUAUCAGAUAUGUUUGAAUAUCUGCAUUCAUAAUGAUCCUUUUGAAAAAAUAAAAGUGGGCUGGCACAGCUCCUCGUGCCUGUAAUUUCAACACUCUGGGAGGCUGAGUUAGGAGGAUCACUUCAUCCAGGAGUUCAAGACCAGCCUGUGCAACACAGGGACUUUGUCUCAACAGAAGAUUUUUUAAAUUACUCAGGUUUGAGGGCUCAUGUCUUUGGUCUCAGCUACUCAGGAAGCUGAGAUGGGAGGGUCACCUGAGCCUAGAAGUUUGAGGCUAUAGUGGCAUGACUGCUUCUCUGCAUACCAACCUGGGCAACAGAGCUAGACCCUCCCUGUCUAAAAAAAUUAAUUAAUAGAAGUGGUCACCAUUGAAGGAUAUAAAUGAAACAGCCCAUGAUUUUGAAAAAUGGUAAACAAGAAAUCAAGCCAUGAACUGGUGUUUUCUAUAUAAGUUGUACAAGUGAGUAACAGUUCAUAAGAAGCAGCAUCUCUUUUUUAUAUUUACUUCAGUUUUUUCUUAAUGCAAGGCUCUGCUUGGGGUAGCAGUGUCUCUUUCUUCAUGCACGGCCCUUCUUAGGGUAGCAGUAUCUCUUCGACGGGUGGCAGCUCAUAAACGAAGAAGGAAUGAUACAACAAUGCCUUCAUUGUUCAAUCCUUAAGUGAUCAAUGGCCAUUAACACCACCAAUUAAAAAAAAAAAAGAUAUCCAGAGAGCACACACCUCCUCCCAGAAGAAACUAGCACAGCCUUUUUGUCCUGAAUCAAGUCCAGCCUGAAUCUCACCAAGUCUUGAGAUUAAACUACUAAUUUAUCAAAACUAGAACAAAGUGAAGAGCAAGUUAACCAACAUCACAAGAUACAAUUAGCAAAAUUCACAGUAUGAGAAACAGCAUAAUGAGAAUACAUUUAGCAUAAUUCAAAGUGUGGGGAAAUGGCCUGAUUUAUUCAAUAAAUGGAUUGCAAGGGACAGCACAGAGAUGAAAGUGGGAAGCUGUCAGGAUCAAAAAAACCCGAAGAGGCGAAUCACACAAUCCCAAAGGGAGACUUUAUUUGGAUCCUGAUUCAAACAAUAAAUACAUGAAAUGACUGAAAAUUUGGAGCUAGAAGGAGAGUUGACAGUGAUAAAGAGCAAUGGUGUGAGAUGGUUGGUUGAUGAUGGUAUUGGGAUUAUAUUUUUUAAUGACUUCUUGUCUCCAGGCACGGCGGUUCACACCUAUAAUCUCAGUAGUGUGGGAGGUCAAGGCGGGAAGAUCCUUUGAAUCCAGGAAUUGUAGACCAGCCCAGGCAACAUAGCAAGACCCUGUCUCUACUAAAAUGCAAAUAAAAAGAUGAGCAGGGCAUGGUGUGAGUCUGUAGUUGCAGCUACUCAGGAAGUUGAGGCAGGAGAGGCCACAGUGAACCAAGAUCAUGCCACUGAACUCCAGCCUGGGUGACAGAGACCUCAUGUUGAAAGAACAAACAAGAAUCGUAUCUUUUACAGACAUCCACCAAGACGGUCAGGGAGGAAAUUCUGUGAUGUGUGGGAUUUGCUAUAAAAUCAACAAAUAUCUGAAUCUGAUGCUGAGUAGGUGGAAGCUCACUACACUAGCCUCUUGUUCCAAAAAGCUCUAGAAUAGAAAGUUUGUCUAAAAAUCCACUUCAGGGAUUUGUAACAAGCAUUGAAUAAGAUCAUGUAUACAGAGUGUUUUCUCACCACGGCUUGCAGGUAGUCAGCACACAAACAUGGUUCUUAGUUUUGUAUAGUCCCCGUUUAUGAAUCACACCCAAAAAAGGUAUGUUUUUCACACCAAGAGCUCUGGCCCAUGGACCUUUGUCCACUUGGUGGUAAUUCAUUGGACUCUGAGGUUUAGAAUGAGGAAAUACCAGCCUUCAAAGCCCCAGGCCUGCUAUGAAAUAGCAAAGCCAAUGGUCCCAGAUGACUUCGUAGCACACCUAGUAAGUAGGACCCUUUUCUCUCACCUUGUAGGCACACUUGAGUCCAUGCACUCAUUUUUCAUUCAUUUCUUAUAUGCCGUGUAUUGGGUACUAGGGAUCCAUAAUACAGUGGACCCACAAUUGACUGGAAGCAUCGCUUUCAAAGCAUCAUUUCAGGAUGAGUAUUUCGUGUCAAGUGGAUUCAAGGAACAGUGCGAAGGAUCCAUGGCCUCAAUCACCAUGAAGAGCCUCCCAAGAGCCAACCGUCCUGGGCACAUAUCACACAUGGGGAAUUGUCUACGUCCCAGCGCUGGCCCGAGUUGUGCCUGCUGCGGGUCUUGUGGCCAGUCUGUGACAUCCACCACUGCAGAGCCUGCCGUGUUAAAUCCCGGAGUGGUGGAGGUCCAGGACACGCAGCCCAUAAAAUCAAAAAGGCGCAAAGGUUUGGCUGGCCGCGCCAGGAGCUGGGCAGCAAAAAGGAGGCGUAAAAAAAUUUGCCGCAAAGAAAAUGAAGCUCCCGUUCAAGACCCGGAGGAGGGUAUGACCGAGGGGCCUCUGGACGAGACGUCACCUCACGUGGUGGCCGACAUGAAGAAGAGAAUUGACAGUGUGGGGUGCCUGGAAACCACAGAGGAGGUGAAGGGGCAGGUCCGAGAGGACCUGGAGGGCCUGAGCCAGCGGUACGAGGAGAUGGAGAAUACCAAGACAUGGCUGCAGCAGGAGCUGGACAACCAGUGCCAGAGGGUGUGCAACCUGGAGGAGAAGCAGAAGAGGUUUGACCAGCUCCUGGCAGAGGAGAAGACCAUCUCUGCCAAGUAUGCAGAGGAGCGUGACUGGGCCAAGGCCGAGGCCCGAGAGAAGGAGACCAAGGUGCUGUCGCUGGCCCGGGCCCUGGAGGAAGUAAUGGAGCAGAAGGUGGAGCUGGAGCGGCUCAACAAGCAGUUCCGCAUGGAGAUAGAGGACAUCAGGAUCUCCAAGGGCCAGAGCGUCUAUAAGCUGAAGUCCAGGCCGGCUCUGAAGCAGCAGGUGGAGGAGAUGGAGACCCAGAUGGAGGAGCUGGAGGAUAAGCUGCGGGACACUGAAGACGCCAAUCUGCAGCUGGAGGUCAACCUGCAGGCCAUGAAGGCCCAGUUUGAGCAGAACCUGCAGGACCGGGACAAGCAGAUUGAGGAGAAGCAGCAGCAGCUGGUCAGACAGGUGAGGGAGAUGGAGGCAGCGCUGGAGGACAAGAGGAAGUGGCACUCCAUGGCAGUGGCCACCCGGAAGAAGCUGAAGAUAGACCUGGAGGCGCACAUCGACUUGGUUAACAAGAAGGGGGAUGAAGCCGUCGAGCAGAUGCGGAAGUGUCAGGAACUGGCAGCCGCGGAGCGUGCCAAGCACCAGGCCCAGCAGGAGCGGGACGACUUGCUCGUGGACCUGGACCACCAGCGCCAGAUGGCGUCCCACCUGGAGAAGCUGCAGCAGAAGUUUGACCAGGUCCAUGGGCUGAAGUCCAGGCGGCUUCUGGAGCAGCAGGUGGAGGAGUUGAAGACCCAGCUGGAGGAGCUGGAGGAUGAGCUGCAGGACACUGAAAACGCCAAUCUGCGGCUGGAGGUCAACCUGCAGGCCAUGAAGAUCCAGUUCGAGCGGGACCUGCAGGACCGGGAUGAGCAGAGUGAGGAGAAGCAGCAGCAGCUGGUCAGACAGGUGCGGGAGAUGGAGGCAGAGCUGGAGGACGAGAGGAAGCGGCACUCCAUGGCAGUGGCCGCCCGGAAGAAGCUGGAGAUGGACCUGGAGGCUCACAUCGACUCAGCCAACAAGAACCAAGAUGAAGCCAUCGAGCAGCUGCAGAAGUGGCGGGAACUGGCAGCCGUGGAGCGUGCCAAGCGCCAGGCCCAGCAGGAGCGGGACGAGCUGGCCGACGAGAUCGCCAACACCCACGGCAAAGGCCAGGGCCCAGCCCUCCCCUAGGUCACCAGCCCUCCUCCUGCAGAUCAACCAGAUCAACACUGACCUGAACCUGGAGCGCAGCCACGCCCAGAAGAUCGAGAACGCUCGGCAGGAGCUGGAGC